CGCCGCCAUUUAUCAUUUUUUGUCAUGCGCGCUCGGGGAUGCUACGAUAUUUCGUGCUCGUGAGUGUUUUUUGAUACAAAGUGAAUUCAAAACUUCGUAAAACGUGUAAAACUUGUGUUGCUCUGUUAAUACUAGUGAUAACUUGACAGUGGUGUGUUUGUGUGUAAAAUACAUUCAAAAUGAAUAAAACUUGCGCGAGGUGUGAGAAAACAGUUUACCCGACUGAGGAGUUGAAAUGUUUGGACAAGGCGUGGCACAAAGGCUGUUUCAAAUGCCAGGAAUGCGGGAUGACGCUCAACAUGCGGACAUACAAAGGAUAUGGCAAACUGCCAUACUGCGAGGCACACGUUCCAAAGGCGAAGCACACGACGAUGGCAGAGACCCCUGAACUCAAGCGGAUAGCAGAAAACACCAAGCUGCAGAGCAACGUCAAGUACCACGCGGAUUUUGAGAAGAGCAAGGGGAAGUUUACACAGGUGGCAGAUGAUCCCGAAACUCUCCGGAUCAAGGCGAACACCAAGAUCAUCAGCAACGUCGCGUACCACGGGGAAUUGGAGAAGAAGGCUCAGAUGGAGAAACAGCGGCAGAUAAACGAGAAUGGAGAACUAGUCGACGUGCCCUCCGACAACUACCACCAGCAGCUCGAGAACUACGCCAACGAGAUGCUACCAGUCCCGCCGCCCCAAAAACAACCCCAAGUCUACCAGCCACCCCCGGCGUACCAGAACCAGAAUCAAAACCAAUCCUACCAGAAUCAGAACCAGCAAUAUCAGAACCAGAGUUACCAGAGUAACCAGAGUAAUCAUCAGCCGGCGUAUAAUCAGAAUCAAUAUCGACCGCAGCCGAAACAAUAUGAAGAUUACCAGCAGAAAUACGACGAUUACCAAAACCAAUUCGCCUACGGACAGUAUCAACAACCAGGGGCUAAUUAUGGGGUUGGAAGCCAGCAGAAGAUCGGUAGGAUUCAAGACUAUGAUCCGCUGGUAGACGGCCCGCGGGUGCCGCCCAAUACUCAGCGGGCGUCGGCCACGCUCAUCUAUAACAGCACGAGUGAUGGGAAGAGAGGGUCCCACCACCAGCAACAGCCAGCCCAGAGCACGCGGCAGAUCGGCCGCGUGGCCGACCUGGACCCGCUGGGCUCCGAGCGCGCCGCCUACGCCGGCCCCGACCAGAACUACAUGCAGGUCAUGUCCAACAAGCACGAGCCCGAAGUGCAGAAAGUAUACAUCGCGAUGUACGACUACGAAGCGAACGACAGCGACGAGGUGUCGUUCCGCGAGGGCGACCUGAUCUCCAACGUGACGGCCAUCGACGAGGGCUGGAUGACGGGGCGCGUGCUGCGCACCGGCCGCACCGGCAUGCUGCCCGCCAACUACGUCGAGCGCGCGCCGCCAGGGACCUACACGCACUGAACUAACCAUACCCACCUUCAUAGCGACCGGUAAGCGAAGUACCUUGCUGUGCGCCACCUAUGAAAAACUUUGUCGGUAUAAAAAGGCGCGAAAUUCAAAUUUUAUAUGGAGAUCGUGCGCCGCAAGGGACCUACACGCAUUAAGGUAAACAUACCCUUUCUGCCCUCCUAAACUAAAAGGCGGUAUCUCAAAAACAAAUGAACUUGAAAAUGGAACUUAAGGAUUAGGAUUUUAAGGUAAGAUAUAUCCGGAUAAUUCCAAAUAUCGAACACCGGAUAAUUCCGGACUUAUGACGGAAUUUCGGGUGAUUUUCAUCUGAUCCGACAAACGAAAUAACCCGAAUACAGCCUACACAGAGCUGCUAAAGUGCAUAAAUUAAAUUCGUUCAUAAAGUGGGUUUGCACUUUUGCAGCUCGCUGUACAUCUUUACGUUCAAUUUUCAUUUGAGAUACCGCUUUUAGCUUUUUUAUAAUUACCGGAAAGCGAAAUAAAUUAUGAAGUACCUUGACGCGACUAACGAUAUAGACAGCUUUAAUUUGAAUACUACGGGAACGGGUUCAUAUCAUUCUUAUGACUGUUACUAUGGGUACUUUACCACUAUUUACGGGCACAACCUAAGGACAAUUAUCACUCGUCGGCUAUCCUGAACUGAAGGGCUAAGAUAGUCGGUUCUUUAUCAUUUGUCACCAUGCCUGUCACGUUCUAACAAGUAUGCAAGUGCGAAAGUGAUAAAAAUACGACCGUGCUACAGCCACUGCACUGAGCUGUGUUUUAUAUCCCGAAUACAAAAAUGACCGUUCAAUUCACUACUGUCCAAACAUUCUGCUUUUGUACUACAAUACCGAAAUACCGGAAUAUCGGACCGAUAUUUACCAUAUUAUAGUACCGGAAUUGAAGAAAACCAAUAUUGAAAUUCCAGUAUCCGAAAUUUUUAGUUUCGUUUUAUAAAAGACUGAUUUAAUACGACGAAAAGUGUGAUUGUUGGGAAUAUUAAGUUUAAUAGACCUUUCUUAUAUUACUACUAAUAAAUUAUAUUAUUAUAUACUUAUAAAAAAUUUAAACAGACCAUUUUCAUUAACUAUUUGACUGUUUUUCCCAUAAAAAAAGAUUUUUGGUUAUUUUCCAUAUCGCUAUUAGUUCCGGUAUUUUGAGCUAAUAUUGGAUUACAAUACCGUAUUGAGAAUCGUCCGAUUUUGGACGCCUUUUUAAAACUAAUUUCGUACUAAUUGGCAAAUCGGCUGGACAAUUAGAGAUAAUCGAACUUUUAUUUUAUUAUUUGGGAAAUAAAAACAAGGUUUAAACGAACUUUGAAGCUCUGACAUUGCUUACCACUAUUUUACCUUAGAAUUGUUAUAUUUGGUAUUUUUGUACCAAAACCAACAAAAAGUUGUCAAAAUAUUCAUAUAAAUAUAUUUUAUGUAGUAACUAACUUUAUGACACUCGUCAAAAUGCUACUUCAUUAGAAUUAUAUAAGAUGCAUUUCUUGCAUUUCUAAAAUAACAAAUUUGUAUUAAACUAGGAACGUAAAAGUGCUUCUAGUUUAGAUAUAUAUAGUACGUGUUAUCCACGAUGACGCGCAGCCAAAUCUAAACUUUAAUACUAUGACAAAAUGAAUCAAGGCAUGCGUCUUCGUGAAUGACACGAUGUAUACCCAAUACGAUGUAUAAACAAGGGUUGUGUCCAAAAUAAACUAAAUAGUAUUUCAUUCAAUCUGUCGAACAUCAUUCAAUCAACGAUCAAAAUAUCAAAAUUUAUUUAUUUAUUUAUAUGCUCCUAUUGCCAAACUUUGCAAUUGUAUAGGUUGUAACAUUUUAUAUGUAAAAUACAUAUCGUUUUACUUCUUAGCACGCGUUUAAAAUGUACAGUCAGUGGUCCAAUUGUUUUAUAUAUAUGCUUACUGAAAAGUUGAUAGCAUCGGGGGACUCUGUAUCUUACAAUGUUAAUAUGUCAUUGAAAACGUUUUUUUUCUUGACCUUAUUUCAAUUUUGGAAAAGUAGGUAUUUAUGCUGAUGACUACUUUUUCUUUAGAUUCUCUCUAGACGUAAUUGUAUUUAAUUUUUGGGAAAAUACAUUUUAGACUAUUGGAAAUGUCUCGAAAUUGUCUCAACUUAGAUUAAAGUAGAAACUGGCUUUAAACACGUCAUUCCAGUUUAUGUAAUAUUUUUAUAUACAUUUACAAUACUGACUUAUGGAUUGUUGUAAUUAGGGUUAAGGAGGGAACAGUGGCUCGGUAAAGAAAAACCGGGUACAGUGGCUCACUCAACCUAGGUUCAACACAAGAGAGGCGAUAUUUGGGCGACUGAGCCACUGUUCGAGCUGAGCCACUGUUUCCGCCUUGACUGUACACAUAAUGCCUGUAAAUAUUAAAGAUGUCUGAAAAUACUAAUAUGUUAAAUGCAACCUUAAGCAAUUUAGCUUUUAAUUUGUUUCAUUAAUUCCAUGAACAUACAUUCAUGGUGUAUAAAUCCAUAUUUAAUAUUUAAAUAACUGAUAAACGUAAUAUUGCUGAUUUUAAAUAAUUUUAAGUCAUGAACUUUUUAAACAGCUUAAGAGUUUUAAGAAAUACUGUUUUAAUAUCUAUAUUUUUCUAUUCAAUAUUAUAAAACCUCAUUUUACCUAAGCUUAACAAAAUUGUACGCAGAUUUCUCUCGGCGUUAAUUAUGUAUUUCUUAUAAAUAUUAAAAUAUAAAUGUUGUUGUCAUCAUCAUGAAAUCCUGUAUUUUAAUGCAUUUUAUAAAAUAUGGCAUUUUAACCUUUUGAACGCUUUAUGUCAUAAACAAAAACGUCACUAACACGCUAUAAGGUCCCGGGUACAAGCGAGCUAAUGUGAACCUUACUCGAAAGUGUGAAGGUUACUUUGAUAGCAUCCACCAUAACACCUAUAGGUGUCCUUGGCGCUGUGGGCACGACUAGUAACCACGACUUUAGGUGUUCUUGGCGUUCAAAAGGUUAAAAAUAUAUCGCAUUGAUUUUUUUACAUUCUUAUUUAACAUUCCGUGUUUUUUAUUUCUUAUUUAUGUCGGUUGUUAACAUGCUCGUGUUUUACAUUAAUGUCCAUAAUAAUUGUCAAUAAGCAGUAAAAAUAAGCUGGUCUUACGAAAAUAUUAAAUAAAUACACAUAUGACCAAUGUA
Molecule: messenger RNA, 4544 nt
Organism: Cydia pomonella (codling moth)
Lineage: Eukaryota; Metazoa; Arthropoda; Insecta; Lepidoptera; Tortricidae
Gene: lasp
Product: LIM and SH3 domain protein Lasp
Exons: 7
Coding region: 180-1412 (410 amino acids)
Cellular component (GO): focal adhesion
Molecular function (GO): actin filament binding
Source: RefSeq, a predicted model, not a curated record